Messenger RNA from Paramecium sonneborni, 761 nucleotides. The record is from the annotation of a GenBank genome assembly. NCBI's taxonomy places the organism in Eukaryota, Ciliophora, Oligohymenophorea, Peniculida, Parameciidae.
AUGUUAAACAUUAGUGAUUUGAAAACUGACUUAUAACAAAAAUUCUAAGCAGUUGACAGUAUAGAAGUCCCUCAAAAAUAUAUAUCUGAUCUUCAUAAAACUAUUAAGACUUUAAAUAAAUUAUUAAAAAUUAGAAUAAGAACUGAUAUGCCUCAAUUAAGCAUUAAUCAAUUUAAAGACACAAUGACAGAAUUAAUAACAAUAUCUAAAUAAAUGGCUGAUCAAAUAUUGCAUAAACAAACAUAAUCAUUGCAAGAAACAUAAAGGUAAAAUGAUUUAGAGAAAAGACUGUUGUUUUUAGAGGAAAAUGUUGGUAAUUAAUUAAAAGAACUUACUUAAGUAAUAAUUUAAAUAAACUAAAGUAAAAUAUUGAUUUGCAAAAUUAAAUUGACUCUAUGUUAAGAGUAAAGGAAGAAUUUGAAAAUCAGCAAACAAAACUUAAAGAAUUCGAAUUAUAAAAUAAAUAGUUAAAACAUGAAAAAGACUAAUUAAAAUCCUAAAAUAGUAAUCUAUAGAGCUUGAUAAGAUAAUUAAAGGAAGAAAAAGGAAGUAAAAUUGAAAAGAAACUAAAAAAUCUAAAAGAAGAAGUAUCUCAUGUAAGUUAGGAUUAUUAAAAAAAAUUGGAAUAAAGAGACACAUAUAUAGAAAGAUUAGAAAAAGAACUUUAAAUCGUAAAGUCAGAGUUAGAAAUGAGUGAAGAUUAUAAAAUGCUCACAAUUUCAUCUAAAAAGUUAUCGAAAUCUCCUGAAAAACAAUUUUGA